AUGGCGGACGAGCGUUGUGGCUACAACGAGGCCACACGCUUGCCUGCUUUUGGUGCAGCGGAAGAGCCGGCCGAGGCCUCGCAGAGGCCUGAGCCCGCCGCAGUAUGCGGAGACGACGAAUUGCUGAAGGCCAAAGCUCUGGUCAUCGCUGACCAGGAGCUCGAGGAUCUUCGCGUGCAGGUGGCGGCCUUCUUGGCACAGCUCCCGCCGAAAGACGGCCGUCUGGUCCUGGACCGGCUACUAAGCCGUCUAGCUCAUGGGGAGCCUUUGAGUGCCAGAAAGGUCUCGGACCGUGUGGAUGAGUCGUGCGAAUUCCUGGCCGAGCUGUUGGCUUUCUGCCAAGGAGGAGAUGAAACCAUCAGCGAGGCUUUCGGCUGUGUUGGGAAGGUUGGAGAUCUGGUGUUCAAAUGUUUGAGGCUCAACGGCCCCAGCCGGCUCUGCGACGCUGGCCUCCAGGAUGGCGAUGUGCUGAGCGCCACCAUCCGGGAGCCAGGUCCUGUGAUGGAGUCCUACAGGAAGGCGCGGGCAUUUGCGGCCAUCGUGGGGGCUGCCGGGAAUGUCGUGACCUGGGGAGCUCCACACGGAGGUGGAGACAGCCGCGCUGUUCAGCAACAGUUGUUCGACGUUCAGCACGUCCACAUCUCCGAGUUCGCUUGUGCUGCCAUCCGGGCAGAUGGAAGCGUAGUCACCUGGGGCUCGGCCGUAGCUGGCGGUGACAGCCACGAUGUUAGCCAUAUGCUCUUCGACGUCGUCGAAAUUUCUGCUACAAACUCGGCCUUUGCCGCAAUCCGGCUUGAUGGUUCGGUGGUCGCCUGGGGAGAUCCCGAGAAUGGAGGAGACAGCUCCGUAGUUCAUGAGAAGCUCAAAAAUGUGCAGAAAGUCUAUUCGUCCAGCACCGCCUUUGCAGCGAUAACCAGUGACGGUUCCGUUGUGACUUGGGGCGCCAGCACGGGGGGUGGCGAUAGCACGGCUGUGCAGGGAGAGCUACAGGAUGUGCAGCAGAUCCAUGCGAACCGGUCUGCCUUUGCCGCGGUGAAACUGAACGGUCGUGUGACGACUUGGGGAGCCCUGGCCAGCGGGGGAAAUAGUUCUCAUGUUCAGGAGCGCCUCGUGGAUGUUUGUCAGAUCCACUCUACAGCCAGAGCCUUUGCAGCUAUGCAGACGGAUGGGACGGUUGUGACCUGGGGGGCGCCCAGUGCAGGCGGUGAUUGCAGCAAUGUGGAGCUUGUGGAUGUCCUCCAAAUCUUGGCGACGGAAGAUGCCUUUGCUGCAGUGCGAGGUGAUGGCACGGUCGUGACCUGGGGCUGUAGAGACUCUGGAGGCAACUGCCAAGCCGUUCAGACUCAGUUGGUUGCGACGGAUGCGGCCUUUGCUGCCAUCAAGGAGGACGGAAGCGUGGUCGCCUGGGGCUGUGCCAGAUUUGGUGGUGAUUGCUCAAGCGUCGCGCAGUCGCUCGUCGGGGUACAGCAAAUCCAUGCCUCUGAAGGGGCGUUUGCAGCCAUCAAGGAGGACGGUACAGUGGUGACAUGGGGGAAUUCCAGUGCAGGUGGAGACUCCUCCAUGGUGCAGGGCAGCUUAUCCGACCUGCACCGCAUCCAUGUGGCGAGCGGUGCCUUUGCUGCAGUUCGGAACGAUGGCCGAGUGGUCACUUGGGGAGAUCCUUGGGGUGGAGGCGACAGCAGCACUGUGCAGGACAAGCUGGUUCCUUAA
Messenger RNA from Symbiodinium sp. CCMP2456, 1710 nucleotides. The record is from the annotation of a GenBank genome assembly. NCBI's taxonomy places the organism in Eukaryota, Dinophyceae, Suessiales, Symbiodiniaceae.